Raphanus sativus (radish) is the source of this 988-nucleotide messenger RNA. Its product is annotated as probable phospholipid hydroperoxide glutathione peroxidase 6, mitochondrial. Gene Ontology annotation, molecular function: glutathione peroxidase activity. Bases 16 to 717 code for a protein of 233 amino acids. Gene Ontology annotation, biological process: response to oxidative stress. The transcript has 6 exons. Gene Ontology annotation, cellular component: cytosol. The record is from RefSeq and is a predicted model, not a curated record. NCBI's taxonomy places the organism in Eukaryota, Viridiplantae, Streptophyta, Magnoliopsida, Brassicales, Brassicaceae.
AUCUAAUCGUCGAAAAUGUUGAGAUCCUCGUUUCGGCUUCUCUAUAUAACAACAAGAAGUACCAAUCUUCGGGUCCGAGCUUCAUCAUCAUCAUCGCUCUCUCUGUUCUCAUCUAAGUCCUCCAAUUCUGCGAAACCACUUUUCACUUCUCAUCGUCAGGUUCCAUUAUCAACAACGGGAGCUAAACUCUCUAAGUCGGAACAUUCCAUGGCCACUUCCUCCGAGCCCAAGUCCAUCUAUGAUUUCACCGUCAAGGAUGCGAAGGGGAAUGAUGUUGAUCUAAGCACUUACAAGGGGAAGGUUCUCUUGAUUGUCAACGUUGCUUCUCAGUGUGGUUUGACCAAUUCGAACUAUACCGAGCUUGCACAGCUGUACCAGAAGUACAAAGAUCAUGGGUUUGAGAUCCUUGCGUUCCCCUGUAACCAGUUUGGGAAUCAAGAACCUGGUUCUAAUGAAGAGAUUGUUCAGUUUGCCUGUACCCGUUUCAAGGCUGAGUACCCGAUCUUUGAUAAGGUUGAUGUGAAUGGUGACACGGCUGCUCCAAUCUAUAAGUUCCUGAAAUCAAGCAAAGGUGGGCUCUUUGGAGACGGAAUCAAGUGGAACUUCGCCAAGUUCUUGGUUGACAAAGAUGGGAAUGUUGUGGACCGUUACGCCCCAACUACUUCCCCUCUCAGCAUUGAGAAGGACCUGAAGAAACUGUUGGGAGUUACUGCUUAAGCAACGAAGAGGCGCUAGUACUCAAAUAAAAGCUCCUACAGUAUUGUAAUAAGCUGUCUAUGUUCUUGAGCGUCUUUGGGAUGAGUUGUUUCCUGCUACUUAAUUUUUCGUUUAGCUACUUAUGUGUGUAAUAUCGUCUACCUAAAUAUCAUAAUUGCUGUUCGUACUGUUUUUUGCCUGUUUCCAUGAACCAUGGGGAGGAGAAAGCUAGCGACGGCGUAAUAUGGUAUUUUAUAAAUUUGGAGUUGAAAGUCAAAUAAUUUUAAUUGUA